CUCUGCCGAUCAUCGACUUGGAUGAAAUCCCACAGACAGAAAGCUGCCCGCUGGACAGUCAAAGAAAUGACAUCCUAGAGAGUUGCACCUGCCUACCGUGUGCGGAGGUGCCAACAUGUAACCAGGUGCUCGUCGAGGUUAUCCCGGGGAUGGGCAACCUGGCAGCUGUUGUCCCCACUACAAAUGCAGCGACUCGGAGCCCGUUUGCAAUGGUACCAAUGUCACGUACUUUCCCAAUAAGUGCACCAAGUGCGAAUCCUGCAAUUCCCAUGCCAUUCGCUGCAUCCAAUUCUGUGACCUGUCCGUGGAGAUGUACUUUGGAUGGAGAGCGCGAUUGCCAGGCCACAGAAUGCCCGCUUGUGGAUUGUGAUAGACCCAUUAGGAAGGAAGGGGAGUGCUGUCAAACUUGUCCGGAUGAGGCAUCAGCACCACCACCACACAUCUCGAUCCUCCAGCCGUACUCGGGUGCAACCAAAGGACCUGAAACUGCAAUUGUUAGCUCGACAUCAUCGGCUGAAGGUUUCCCAUUGAUUCCGGACCUACAAGCACCUUUCAGCACGGUUUAUUCCGAUUUCUAUGAGCUGGCCAGUAGUACCACCGACGCCGAGGUUAGCUCUGACGCUGCGGAGAACAUCGCCUCAUCGGAAGCGCCUCUGCAGGAGAACAACUCCUCCACAAGAGACCUGGAAGCUAGCACAGAUUCAAGCUCAGAUUCUUCGAUGGUAUCUUCGACAGAUCAGAGUACAACAAAUGGUCCAGCUUCUACUAGCGAGGCAUCGGCUUCUUCAGUCUCUGAUCUUCCAGCAUGGACAAGUCAGAGCCCGGCUGAGACCACAAGGACAGAGCAGAAAUCAACCGAUGAGCCCGAGGUUCAGACACCGGAGUCAACCAGCCAGGUCAAGGCGGCCAGUGAGGAGAAGGUUACCCGCGAUGCCAGGAAUAAUAAUACCGAACAUCGUCCCUAUGUGUCCCAGGAUAUACUCGAUAUUGAUUCCAAAAACCUUUUUCCUGUGAAAGCAGUAAUUCUGGUUGCUGUUUCGGCUCUUCUUUUUGGCUGUGUACUAUAUUGGUUUGUGUACUGCCUUAUUUGGAAGCGGUGUAGAGUUGGCAAGAAGGUCAAUGGCAACUAUCACGAGGUCUCUACCCAGCAGCCCCAGGAGGUCUGCAAUCUAAAGUCCUUUGAAAGUAAGGUUACUUUCAGAGAUGAAAAGAAGCAUUAG
Molecule: messenger RNA, 1220 nt
Organism: Drosophila serrata
Lineage: Eukaryota; Metazoa; Arthropoda; Insecta; Diptera; Drosophilidae
Gene: Rcd2
Product: Reduction in Cnn dots 2
Cellular component (GO): plasma membrane
Molecular function (GO): protein binding
Source: RefSeq, a predicted model, not a curated record